CCCAAAAAUAUUAUGGGUGAAAUGUCAGUCACUCAAAAGGCUAUUUUACAUGGGAAUCAGAAUGGCUGUUCGAGACCUUAACUCCUCCUAGUUGUUUCAUUUUUUACGGAAACGGAAGGGGUGGUGCACAGGUACGGUGAAAUCUCAAAGCUAGCUUUCAUCUGGCGGAGUUAUUACUUUUUCAGUAAACAAUUAUGGCGGCCGCGGAUCCCCGGUCCUCAAGUGACGGUGGGCCCGCAAGCAGAGGAGGGUUCCCGGAUGGUGAGAGCAGCAACGAGCGCGAUGGCCCGGGAGGAAGCGGCGGAGAGGGAGAACGCAAGCCAGAUCGGGCCACAUUCGAAUGCAACAUUUGUUUGGACACAGCAAGGGACGCUGUUAUCAGUUUGUGCGGGCACUUGUUCUGCUGGCCCUGCCUUCAUCAAUGGUUGGAGACGCGGCCCAGCCAACAGCAGUGUCCUGUGUGUAAAGCAGGCAUCAGCAGAGAGAAAGUCAUCCCCCUCUACGGCAGAGGGAGCUCCAGCCAAGAGGACCCCAGGUUGAAAACCCCGCCUCGUCCUCCGGGACAGAGAACAGAGCCAGAGAGCAGAGGGCCCUUCCAAGGGUUCGGGGACACUGGCUUCCACAUGUCCUUUGGGAUCGGUGCUUUCCCUUUCGGCUUCUUCACCACAGUCUUCAACACCAACGACCCCUUCCACAGAGCAGAUGCAUACGCAGCCGAUCACCAAGGCAACGGCAACCCCAACAACGGCAACAACUGGAAGGACUCUCUCUUCCUGUUCGUGGCCAUCUUCUUUUUCUUCUGGCUGCUGAGCGUCCAUGGGAAUGAGACAAGAUGUGAGAGAACCUGACAAGCACGUCAUGAUGUGGCCGAGUCCCCCUCUUCCACUCAGUGAAAGACAAGUUACUCUUCUGUACUCGUUAAGGGGAUAAGUAAUUUCCUGCAUAUCACUGUCUGAUCAAGCUAAGCAUUUGUAUUAGGGGUCUAUUGUGACACAAAAUAAAUUUAAAUUACAUUUGUAUUGCGAGUCUUUUGCAAGACGAAACAGUGAGACAUUGUGCAAAACCAAAUGGUCACAGAGCUGUGGAAAUGAUGUUUUCCUGCGAUCUGAAUAAAUAGUUGUUUAAUACA
This is a messenger RNA of Coregonus clupeaformis (lake whitefish), 1129 nucleotides long. Its product is annotated as E3 ubiquitin-protein ligase RNF5. Gene Ontology annotation, molecular function: ubiquitin-like protein conjugating enzyme binding; ubiquitin protein ligase activity; metal ion binding. Gene Ontology annotation, biological process: ubiquitin-dependent protein catabolic process. The record is from RefSeq and is a predicted model, not a curated record. Gene Ontology annotation, cellular component: endoplasmic reticulum. Lineage: Eukaryota; Metazoa; Chordata; Actinopteri; Salmoniformes; Salmonidae. The transcript has 7 exons. Bases 195 to 848 code for a protein of 217 amino acids.